UAUUAAGAAUAAUGGAUAUUGGGUGGUUUGAAGAGUAAUGGAGUCAGCACUUGCUUGCUCUUCCUUCCAAUUCCUUUGUAUGAUAACCCUUUUACUACUUUCAUUCCUUUCAAUGCAACCAACAACCUCAGCCACUGAAUUCUCAAUCAAAGAAGCAACCGUGCAAGACAUCCAACUAGCUUUCCAAAAAAACCAAUUAACAUCAAGACAACUUGUUGAAUUCUACCUCAACCAAAUCAAACUCCAAAACCCAAUUCUCAAAGGUGUCUUGGAGGUGAAUCCAGAUGCACUAACACAAGCAGAUGUAGCUGACAAAGAGAGAAAGGAUAAAACAGCAGGUUCUCUUUCAAGGUUGCAUGGAAUACCCAUUUUGGUUAAGGAUAAUAUUGCAACUAAGGAUAAGUUGAAUACCACUGCAGGAUCUUUUGCACUUCUUGGAUCAGUGGUGCCAAGAGAUGCAGGUGUUGUUACCAAGUUAAGAAAAGCUGGAGCUAUCAUAUUAGGGAAGGCCACCUUGAGUGAGUGGGCACAUUUUAGGUCUUUUGGAGCUCCUAGUGGUUGGAGUGCCAGAGGUGGACAAGGAAAGAAUCCAUACACAUUGGGUGAACCCUGUGGAUCAAGUAGUGGAUCAGCAAUAUCAGUAGCAGCAAAUUUGGUGACCGUUUCACUUGGUACUGAAACCGACGGCUCCAUUUUAUGCCCUUCAAGUUAUAACUCAGUUGUAGGCAUCAAACCAACAGUUGGUCUCACUAGUAGAGCAGGUGUAGUUCCAAUCAGCCCAAGGCAAGACACUGUUGGGCCAAUUUGCAGGACUGUAUCAGAUGCUGUUUAUGUUCUUGAAACCAUAGCAGGUGUUGACACUUUUGAUAAGGCAACAAUUGAAGCAUCAAAGUAUAUCCCAAAAGGCGGCUAUGCUCAAUAUCUGAAGAAAGAUGGACUAAGAGGAAAGAGAUUAGGAAUAGUGAGACAAUACUAUGAUUUUCAAGACGGGACUUUUCUGAACGAAACUUUCAAGCUACAUCUAGAAACAUUAAGGCAAAGAGGCGCAGUUUUGGUUGACAAUUUGAAGAUCGAAAACAUUGAUGAAAUUAUGAGUGAUGGAAGUGAAGAAAUUGCUUUGAGUUUUGAAUUCAAAUUAUCCUUGAAUUCAUACCUAAAAGACUUGGUUGCUUCACCAGUGAAAAGCUUGGCAGAUGUGAUAGCCUUUAACGAGAAAAACUCGAAAUUGGAGAAACUUGAGUAUGGCCAAGAUGUCAUGCUGCAAGCUGAGAAGACAAACGGAAUUGGAAAAGCAGAGAAACAGGCAUUAUUGAACAUGACAAGAUUGUCAAAAAAUGGGUUUGAGAAACUCAUGAAAAGAAAAAAACUUGAUGCUGUGGUAACACCUUUUUCAUCCUUUAGUAACAUACUUGCUAUUGGAGGUUAUCCUGGAGUGAGUGUUCCAGCAGGAUAUGAAAAGAAUGAGCCAUUUGGAAUUUGCUUUGGAGGUUUGAAAGGGUCAGAGCCAAAGUUGAUUGAAAUUGCUUAUUCAUUUGAGCAAGCUACUUUGAUCAGAAAACCACCUCCCAUUAGGAAGUUUGGAGUAGUAAUGGUUUAGAGUUAAAAAUAAAAUGUGUUUGAAAUAAAACUUUGUUUCAAGUCCUUAACAUAGAAUUAUAAUUUUCAUUUCACUUUUACUUGGUGCUUUAUAAUGGUUAGGAAUAAAUUUGAUAAUGGUUUAAAAUAGUCAAACAAACAUAUACUACUUUUCAUACAGAAUGAUUUUAUACACUCAACAUCAUGUUUAGGUGUGUCUAAUGUGAGUUUAAGCAUUCACUUGUAAAAGUUAUUAAUACAUCUAGGAGUAUGUCAGGCCACCUAAUAAAAAGGUUUUGGCAAAA
Molecule: messenger RNA, 1880 nt
Organism: Cicer arietinum (chickpea)
Lineage: Eukaryota; Viridiplantae; Streptophyta; Magnoliopsida; Fabales; Fabaceae
Product: probable amidase At4g34880
Source: RefSeq, a predicted model, not a curated record